CGUGCUAUCGACUAUCGAUUUACCAAGCACUGGCAAAUCAGCUGUUCCGCUCGUCACGAACGUGACGGUUUGUAAAAUUAAAUUGUAUAAUUGCUGUAUAAAAACACUAGCUAAACGCAACUUGCUGUCGACCGAUGGAUUCCAAUCUGCGCAAUCUCAAAGACUUUUUCACAUUAUACAACAAAGUGACGGAACUGUGUUUCAGCCGAUGCGUGGAUAAUCUCAGCCAGCGCGACCUGGGCGGGCAAGAGGACCUCUGUGUGGACAGGUGCGUUACCAAGUUCGCGCGCUUCAACCAGAAUAUGAUGAAAGUGUACGUGGAUGUGCAGACCACUAUCAACGCCAAGCGCAUGGAGGAGAUGGAGGAGAACGCCCGCAAGGCCGAGCAGCAGCAGAGGGAGCAGGAGAAGGAGCGGCUGAAAGAGGCGGCCGCCACGGCAGUACUUACACCUGUCCAGCCGCCUGUCGCCGGCAAUCUGUCCAUGUAG
Drosophila simulans is the source of this 488-nucleotide messenger RNA. RefSeq names its product mitochondrial import inner membrane translocase subunit Tim10B. The transcript has 3 exons. Bases 135 to 488 code for a protein of 117 amino acids. Gene Ontology annotation, cellular component: mitochondrial intermembrane space chaperone complex. The record is from RefSeq and is a predicted model, not a curated record. Lineage: Eukaryota; Metazoa; Arthropoda; Insecta; Diptera; Drosophilidae.